AUGUACCUGAAGGAGGAGGUGCACUCUGCUCGCAGCGCUUUGCGGAUGCGGUUGAAGGGCGAACUUUCUUCUACCUACCAUUUUGUCAGCGCGAAGAAGGCACCGAGUGAAAGCAGCAUGGAAGCAGUGACGCAGCUCGAGCACCUACUCGAGCGCACAGUACAGUUUGGUGAGAACCAAUCAGGUCUGCUGCUCGGGUCGGACAGCAGUCGCAGGCGCUCCAUUGUGAUGCACGCAAUGCGUAGACUGCGCGAAAAAUAUGGCAGUUUUACCGUCGUCUACCUAAAUGGAGUGAUUCUGCAGAACGAGCUCGAGGCUUUUAAGGAACUCACGGCGCAGCUUACGCGAGCUGCAGCUGUAAAACAUCCCGUUGUGUCCUACUGGAGCAUGUACGAGUAUCUACGCAGUUUGCUUGUCUCAAAAGCCAAGGCUGGAGACCACGUGGUUGUCAUUCUAGACGCCUUGGAGCAGUUUGUGCGAGAAAACAGUAACACAAAGCAGCUGCUAUUAUACAACCUGCUGGACUGGCUUCAGGCAAAAGACAUUAAGAUGGGCGUGCUUGGUAUCACCGAUAACUACAAUGUCGUGGACAAUCUAGAAAAGCGAGUUCGUUCCAGGUUCUCGAAUCUUCAAAUUAUUGUUGAAAGACCCUCGUUUGCGCAGAUACGUCAACACCUAGUGCACUUGCUUUCCCUCGACACUUUUCCGUGGAGCGCUCACAGCGAAUUACGACAACCUUCUGUCGAAUACGCUGCAGCUUUCUCUUGCGGAGUCAACAAGCUGCUUUCAGAGCAAAGCAAGUUCUUUGCAAGUCUCGAGUUCGACUACGACAUUGGCAAGCCGCAAGUGUUUUUUGUGAGGCUUACUUCUGCUGCAGUCUACUAUCUUGAUGUUGAUACACCGCUACUAUCAGCUAGGCAUUUCUGGCGCGCUAGACAAUUGCUGGAGCAGGAUCACCAACUAGCUGUGUUGGAGACUGUUACCGAGCACGGUAUUGCGCUCUUAAUUGGCAUGGGUCAUCUGGAAAAAGGCGGUCAAAAGGUUUUUACGCUGGAAAUGGUAUAUGCUCGAUGGGAGAAUUUCCUUCGUCAACACGACAUGCUCACUCAACUUCCAACGCGUAGCGAAGCUCAAAAAGCUUUGGAGAACUUGCUGUGGCUGAAGCUUGUCAAGGACGCGGGGGACGCGUUUAAGAUUGGGCGCGGUGGGGAUCGGUGUAUGAAGCAGGAUACUUUGCGUUUGCUACAGCCUGAAUUUCGUGCGGUACAUCUGAAUUUUGCGCCACGAACAUUGGAAGGUAUGCUGCGCAAUGGUAGCAUCAAGUGCUCGACAUUGCUGAAAGAAUGGGCUACCAACGGAAGUUGA
This is a messenger RNA of Hyaloperonospora brassicae, 1365 nucleotides long. The record is from the annotation of a GenBank genome assembly. Lineage: Eukaryota; Oomycota; Peronosporomycetes; Peronosporales; Peronosporaceae.